This is a messenger RNA of Paramacrobiotus metropolitanus, 2562 nucleotides long. Its product is annotated as organic cation transporter protein-like. Gene Ontology annotation, cellular component: membrane. Lineage: Eukaryota; Metazoa; Tardigrada; Eutardigrada; Parachela; Macrobiotidae. The coding region runs from base 285 to 2000 and encodes 571 amino acids. Gene Ontology annotation, molecular function: transmembrane transporter activity. The transcript is spliced from 8 exons. The record is from RefSeq and is a predicted model, not a curated record. Gene Ontology annotation, biological process: transmembrane transport.
UCGUGUAUACUGUAUACAGUGCAUGAUAAUGACCAUGUAUAAUAAUAUUAUGCUCUGCAUGUAUUAAUUGUACACCGGCAUUUGGCUAAUCAGCCAGCACAAAAGUGAUUUCAGAAAACCAGUUGACAAGUUAUGAAUAAACUGUUUUACAACACCAGUAAUUCUGCUUGUAAAUGCGGGGUUUUUUCCCGUGACCUUUUGGUUUUUUUUAACAAAAUUAUCCCCGGCUUGUUUACAUACUUGUGUUCUUUUUAUUUAACCAGCCAGAUUUAAUUUGCAGCAAAAUGGUUCGCCGGCAAUCUUUAAUGAACAUUCCGCCUAAAUUGAAAGAUGCCGAUGAUAUUUUAAACAUCCUGGGAGAUCCCGGCAUCUUCCAGACUAUCCAGUUCACCUUGUUGAUGUUGCAGUUUGUACCGAUUGCCAUGAAUGACCUAAUGCCUAUAUUUUACAAUAUUCGACCGCUAGGCAUUCAGAUUCCAUAUUACGGAAUAUCGGAUAUCAAUAAUAAUUCUUUCGUGACAGCUGAUGACAAUUCCUCGAUGGGGUACGUUUAUGUUAACCUGUCAGCUGCUUGCAACGCUAUUCACUCUGGAUUACCGUCUUCGAAUUUCUCCUACGUAUAUCGAAAUCGCCAGUGGUCAGUUAUCGGAGAGAUGGAUUUAUUAUGUGACAAAGCGUGGCUGGCAAAUCUAGCGACAACAGUGUAUUUUCUGGGGCAAAUCAUUGGGUCACCGAUUUUUGGAUGGACUUCCGACAAAUACGGCCGAAGAAAAACCUUGAUCCUCUCAAAUAUUGCUUAUUCUUUGCUCAGCAUUGGAGUAAUUUUUUCAAGGGAUAUCAUUUCCUUUUCAGUUUUGCGCUUCUGUGUUGGGCUGGCCAGACAGGGGAUGCACAGCGCAUUUUUCGUGCUGAUGAUGGAAUGGAUCCAGUCACACCGGCGUGGCCCGUGGGCAGCCAUCGCCCAAUUCCCUUUUUCCGCCGGUGUGCUGCUUUUAGCAUUAUUCGGAUAUCUUCUCCAGAACUGGCAUCAUAUGCAGAUCGUUCUAGCUGUUUCAAAUUUUACCGCCAUAGGAUUUUACUGGUUCGCUCCGGAAUCGUUAAAGUGGUUAAUUCUGCACCAUCGUGCGACGGAAGCCCAGGACAUCUGUAAGCAUAUCGCGCACUUUAACAACGUUCCCAUAUCCCGAAGUGACCUUAAGGACAUUGAAAUCCUAGCUAAGAAUCUACAUUCCGGUGGCCAGCCUGUGCAGUCCCAUUCUUUUAUCGAUUGCUUCCGGACGCCGUAUGUCCGCAUAUUCACCGUAUUGUGCUGUUAUAUUUGGUUCGCCACGUUCUUCACAUACUUUGCCUUUUCUUUUCUCAUGACAAACAUGGUGGGCGACGUGUAUACUAACCUGGCUAUCAGCGGGUGCUUGGAGCUCAUUCCGCGGGCAUUAGCCGUCAUUUCCGCUCAAAAGAUCACCAACCGUGCCAUGCUGGUGACGUAUUUCUUCUGGGCCGGCAUCUUCGCCCUGAUAACUGGUGCCAUACCGGCCGGCGCCAAACUGGACGCCAAUUCCAUCGCGAAAACCGCCAUGGCCCUGCUGGGACGGAUGGCCAUCGUCGGCUGUUUUCCCAUUGUCAGCGUGGUGUCCUCCGAAUUGUUCCCCACCGCCAUCAGGAACAGCGGCUUCGGAUUGUGCUCCAUUGCGAUGAAAGCCGGUGCCAUGGUGGCGCCACAACUCGCCUUACUGACCCUAAACACCUCGUUCACCGGCAUUCCCUUCUAUAUUAUCGGAGCGGUGUCCGUUCUGGGCUCGGUGAUGACCAUUAUUUUACCGGAAACGACAGAUAUGAAGCUUAUGUCGACCAUUGCCGAGGCCGAAGAAUUUGGUACACGGGAACUGAUGGCCUUCUACAAGCGGAAAAGCGUGGCCUUCUUAACGGUUAUGAAGCCAGUCAAAAAGAUGUCACUUAGGGAAAGAGCUAAAUCUAUUUUUGAGAAAAUUGAAAAAUUCUAAUGAAAACCGGCGAGCGUUUACCGGCAACAAAUCAGGAGCCAUGAAACAACUUUCUGUCAAAUGUUAUCGUUGUAAAUAUAUAGAUAUUUCGCCUGUGGGUUCAGUCCUACGAUAGGUGCAACUGCAAGGUGUAAAUGAUAACGCAGAUGCUAGCUUGUAUGUGUGUUUUAAUGUCACCUCCCGGAGGAAAUUUUAGAUUUAUUGUUAAAGUUAGUUUUUUGUCAUAACUUACGUAAAUCAUGCGUAGAACUAUUUAUGUCUACAUGAAGGAUGGCAUCCUUAAUUACGCGUGUACGUAUUCAGUAAUUCAACAGGGCCAUUGUAAUUACCGAAAAAUCACAAAAACGUCUUAACUUAUUUAAUUGUAGUACUCAAAUCAUUUUUUAAUUUUCUACAACCGUUUGUCAUGCCAUCCUGAUGCUUAAUUUCCUUUUUACAUGGACUAAUGUUUAUGCCUUUGAGAUAGUUCUGGGGUACAUAGUAUAAGUAUAAUUACUGGCUGAAAAAAAUAGACGAGUAUUUCUUCGCACUUAUGCUCGUAUAAGACAAUAUGCGCGUUAUC